GGCCGGGUUACCGAGACUGCAGGAAGGUUACGGCAAAGACACAACCAAAUCACAAAGUAGAGAGUUCCCCUUCGUUGGGAAAAGUGGUUUUCUUGGAUCAGACUGGCUAUAACGUUCUUCAUUUGAGCUUGAAAUAAGGUGCAGGAAAAACCCCCAUGUUUUGCAUGUCCAACCACCUUUACAUUAUCAACCAUGUCUCAGCAGUGAUAACAGUGUCAAAACAACAAUCGCAUACUUGGGGAGAAAAAAAAAAUCCCUUCAAAUGAGAUUUGGGACUGUUUGUCUCACUUUAGUGGUGUUUUUUGUAGUUUAAAAUGAAGUUUGAGUAGCGUACCACUGGAUUUACAACAGGUUUACCUGAUCUAGAGACUAUCUGGCAUUGUUUUAAUGGGAUUGUACCCGGAUUACAAAGGAUUCAGUCCAUUAAAAUUGACUACAGCCAGGACCAGAACCAGGUAACCAAAAAACAAAGUCAAGUUUCUGGGUCUUUCUAUCUUCUCACUGGUUCUUCGGGCAGCUAGACUACAAAGCAUCUUCAUAAGUCUACCUGUGGAAAAACGUUGGAAUUACAGCUGGAUUUUGAGAAUCUAAGACCAAAUUUCAAGGACUACACCGGUAUAUGAAAAAGCGUACUGGUUCUACAGCGCUCUUUUGGGAAAAAUUACAUUAUACUCUGUCUACAAGCAAACCACCAAGAUUACAAGACACACAUCCUAUCAGGACUACAACCUACAGAACAAACUAGAGACAAGUUAUUCUCACUGUAACAAGCUAGAAACCUGGCAACCACGAUAAGAGUCACGUUAACCACUGUUGGAAGAUGAAUUGUAUGUAGUAGGGACUCUGUUGAACGCUAUUGGACCAGUAUUAACCAUGUCUCUGAGUAAGACCUUAGAGCUGGAGCACUUUGACGAACGCGACAAGGUUCGGCGGGGACGCUCCACCCGAGCCAAAAGAGAUGACUCUGCAGGCAGCGCUGGCGGUGGGGGGUCUGGCCCUAGUUCCAGGGGCAGCAGCCUGGUUCCCAGUCCUGCCCACAGCGCCAACUGCAGUUACUACCGGACCCGAACCUUGCAGGCGCUCACCUCGGAGAAACGGGCCAAAAAGGUCAGGUUCUACCGCAAUGGAGACCGGUACUUCAAGGGUCUGGUGUAUGCCGUUUCCAGCGAUCGGUUUCGUUCCUACGACGCACUGUUGAUGGAGCUGACCCGCUCAUUGGCGGAUAAUCUGCAUCUGCCUCAAGGGGUGCGCACAAUCUACACCAUAGAUGGCGGCAAGAGAAUCACCAGUAUGGACGAGCUGGUGGAAGGCGAGUGCUAUGUUUGUGCCUCCAACGAGCCCUACCGAAAGGUCGACUACACCAAGAUCUCCAUCCCAAGCUGGAAACCCGGAGCCAGCACCGGGACCGGCGCACCCAGCUCGACCCGGUCCGCCACGGUGUCCGCCGGGGUGUCAGCGAGCACCGCCGCCAGCCCCAAGGACCGUCCCGAGGGUCGAGAAGGCCGGGAGAGCAAAGACUUCAUCAAGCCCAAGCUGGUGACGGUGAUCCGCAGCGGCGUGAAGCCUCGCAAGGCGGUGAGGGUCCUGCUGAACAAGAAGACGGCUCACUCCUUCGAACAAGUGCUGGCCGACAUCACUGAGGCCAUCAAGCUGGACUCUGGGGCUGUCAAGAGGCUGUACACGCUGGAUGGAAAACAGCUGACUUGUCUGCAGGAUUUCUUUGGAGAUGACGAUGUGUUCAUGGCGUGUGGGCCGGAGAAGUUUCGUUACGCUCAGGACGACUUUGUGCUCACACACAGCAGCAAAACACAGGCUUUUGUUAACGAAUGCAGGGCCAAAGCAUCUCGCACCGCUGCCCCUCAGAAAACUACAACUCCCAAGACUCCCAGCGGCUCCGGGCUCACCUCCUCGAAGACUCCACCCAAGGGCCUGUCCAGAACAAAGUCUCCUGGCCCAGCCAAUGAGGGCUCAGGAUCACAGUCAGCUGGGAAGUCGUCCAGGUCCAGCCCCUCCCCCACCAGCCCCGGGACUCGACGCAGCCUCAAGAUCUCUCCUCGUCACGCUUCCUCCACUGAUGUAAAUGGAGAGGCCGAGCAGCUAGAUGACGCCACCGUCGAAGUGAACGGCAAUCGAUCCGUUUCUUCCUCCAUCAUCAACGAGAAGUACGAAGUCGGUAAAGUGAUCGGAGAUGGAAACUUUGCCGUAGUGAAGGAGUGUGUGGAGAGGUCGACAGGACAGGAGUACGCCCUGAAGAUCAUUGACAAAGCUCGCUGCUGCGGGAAGGAGCACCUGAUAGAGAACGAGGUGGCGGUGCUGCGGAGGGUUCGACAUCCGAGCAUCAUCCAGUUAAUCGAGGUGGAUGAAACGCCCAGUCAGCUGUUCCUGGUCAUGGAGCUCGUCAAGGGCGGCGACCUGUUCGACGCCAUCACCUCCUCCACGAAGUACAGCGAGCGCGACGCCAGCGCCAUGGUGUUCAACCUGGCCGGAGCCAUCAAGUACCUGCACCGAAUGAACAUCGUCCACCGCGACAUCAAACCGGAGAACCUGCUGGUGUGCGAGUAUCCAGACGGCACCAAGUCACUGAAGCUGGGCGACUUUGGUUUGGCGACAGUAGUGGAGGGACCGCUGUACACCGUUUGCGGCACGCCGACGUAUGUUGCCCCGGAGAUCAUCGCCGAGACCGGCUAUGGUCUAAAGGUGGAUAUCUGGGCAGCGGGAGUGAUCACCUACAUCCUGCUGUGUGGAUUCCCUCCAUUUAGAAGUGAGAAUAAUGUCCAGGAGGAGUUGUUUGAUCAGAUCCUCAGAGGGAAGCUGGAGUUUCCAUCUCCAGACUGGGACACCAUCAGCCUGCCUGCAAAGAUGCUGAUUAGUCAGAUGCUGCAGGUAAACGUGGAUGCCCGUUUCACCGCCGAGGAGGUCCUAUCACACCCCUGGGUGACGGAUGAGGCUCCCACAGACUCCAACACUGUGAGCAGCACUGAAGACCAGACCGGUAGAGACACACUGGAACCGGAGCAGGAAUCGCAGAUACUGGAAACCAAACAAGUUCCCUCACCUCUGGUCUAA
Molecule: messenger RNA, 3066 nt
Organism: Xiphias gladius (swordfish)
Lineage: Eukaryota; Metazoa; Chordata; Actinopteri; Istiophoriformes; Xiphiidae
Product: serine/threonine-protein kinase DCLK2-like
Exons: 15
Coding region: 874-3066 (730 amino acids)
Biological process (GO): intracellular signal transduction; protein phosphorylation
Cellular component (GO): microtubule cytoskeleton
Molecular function (GO): protein kinase activity; ATP binding
Source: RefSeq, a predicted model, not a curated record